AUGGUUCGUGAGUUCGAGAUUACAGACAUCGGACUAAUGUCAUACUAUCUUGGAAUUGAAGUAAGUCAAAAAGAGCAAGGAAUUUUCAUCUCACAGAGUGGUUUUGCCAAAGAGGUCUUGAAGAAGUUUAAGUUGGAGAACUGUAAUCCUGUGAGCACACCAGCAGAGUGUGGACUGAAAUUAUCCAAGGAUGACAAAGGAGAGAAGGUCAACUCAACAGAAUUUAGAAGCCUGGUGGGAAGUCUGAGAUACCUGACUUGUAUCAGACCAGAUAUUCUCUACGCAGUUGGCUUAGUGAGCAGAUACAUGGAGGCACCGACAAUGUCACAAUGGAAUGCUGCUAAGAGGAUACUGCGCUAUAUCAAAGGAGACUUCGAUGAUCGCAAGAGCACUACAGGAUUUGUAUUUUUUCUGGGAGAUACAGCUUUCACAUGGAGUUCAAAGAAGCAAGCUAUCGUGACACUGUCAACUUGUGAAGCUGAGUAUGUUGCUGCGACAUCGUGUGCGUGUCAUGCGAUAUGGCUGAGAAAGUUGCUGAAGGAGUUGAACAUGACACAGGAAGAGUCAACUGAAAUUUUUGUGGAUAACAAGUCUGCCCUAGCGUUAGCAAAGAAUCCGGUGUUUCAUGAUCGCAGUAAGCACAUUGAUACAAGGUAUCAUUUCUUGAGAGAAUGCGUGGAGCAGAAAGAAGUGGCGUUGAAGUAUGUGAAGACUGAAGACCAGAUUGCAGACAUUUUCACGAAGCCACUGAAGCAAGAUGUGUUCGUCAAGAUGAGGACGCUACUCGGAGUUACGACAAAUUAA
Linum trigynum is the source of this 804-nucleotide messenger RNA. The record is from the annotation of a GenBank genome assembly. Lineage: Eukaryota; Viridiplantae; Streptophyta; Magnoliopsida; Malpighiales; Linaceae.